Molecule: messenger RNA, 1537 nt
Organism: Papaver somniferum (opium poppy)
Lineage: Eukaryota; Viridiplantae; Streptophyta; Magnoliopsida; Ranunculales; Papaveraceae
Product: repetitive proline-rich cell wall protein 1-like
Exons: 1
Coding region: 22-1038 (338 amino acids)
Source: RefSeq, a predicted model, not a curated record
UAGAAAAUACAAAAUAUCAGGAUGGCAGGAAUUGGAGCCUCAAUGACUUCUUCUAUCACCAUUUUUUUAGUGCUAUUCAUAUCUCUUAGCUUUCCUUCUCAAACCACCGCAAAUGGUUAUUUCUAUGAUUCACCACCACCUCCAACUCCGGUGUAUAAGCCUGCACCAGUAUAUAAACCUGCUCCAGUUUAUAUGCCUGAAUCAGUUUAUAAGGCUCCGGUCUACACGCCUAAACCAGUCUACACGCCCAAACCUUACUACAAGGCUCCGGUUUACACUUCUAAACCAGUCUACAAAGCUCCCGUCUACACGCCUAAACCUUACUACAAGGUUCCGGUCUACACUCCUAAACCUGUCUACAAAGCUCCCGUCUACACACCUAAACCAGUCUACAAGCCUCCCGUCUACAUGCCUAAACCAGUCUACAAAGCUCCCUUCUACACGCCUAAACCUUACUACAAGGCUCCGGUCUACACUCCUAAACCAGUUUACAAAUCUCCCGUAUACACACCUAAGCCUUACUACAAGGCUCCGGUCUACACUCCUAAACCAGUUUACAAAGCUCCCAUAUACUCACCUAAACCUCAUUACAAGGCUCCGGUCUACACGCCUAAACCUUACUACAAGGCUCCUGUCUACACUCCUAAACCAGUCUACAAGGCUCCUGUAUACACUCCUAAACCUUAUUAUACGGCUCCGAUCUACACACCUAAACCUUAUUACAAGGCUCCCGUCUACACGCCUAAACCAAUCUACAAAGCUCCUGUCUACACACCUAAACCUUACUACAAAGCUCCUGUCUACACGCCUAAACCAGUCUACAAAACUCCCGCCUACACACCUAAACCUUACUACAAGGCUCCCGUCUACACUCCUAAACCUUACUAUAAGGCUCCCGUCUACACGCCUAAACCUUACUACAAGGCUCCCGUCUACACUCCUAAACCAGUCUACAAGGCUCCCGUAUACACUCCUACACCAGUCUACAAAGCUCCUGUCUACACACCUAAACCACAAGGCUCCCGUCUACGCUCCUAAACCAGUGAACAAGACUCCUGUCUACACGCCUAAACCAGUCUACAAGGCUCCAAUUUAAGAGCCUACCCCAGUUUACAAACCUACACCAGUUUACAAGGCUCUCACCCCCAUCUACUAAGAACGGUCACCGCCCCAGCUUACUCCCAAUAGUUUUCAAGUAUGAAUCACCUCCUCCGACUGCUCACAUAUUCACAUCACUUCCUCGUGGUAAGGCUCCUCAUUACCAGUUACCAGUUCGAUGAAUAUCUUCAAGUCUCGCAUGCUUUUGCAAUUUAUAUUCUUCAAUAAAAAAUGAAGCGUGUCAAUAUACAUUGUAUAAGAAAGAUGAACAUGUAGAGAUGUUUCAUUGUAUUUCGUUUGUAAUUUUUGUUUGUAUUUGGUGUUUAAUUAUGAGCAAUUGAAGCUCUAUGUUGCAAUAAUUUCAUAUAUUUUCUAUGGUUGGAAAUUGUGAGCUUUGUAUUUACAUAUUUCUAGAUAAAUCAUCUUCGUCGAAAAACGU